UAAGCGCCUUCGAUACAAGCACGCACCAGCAGCGCACAUUGACAGAUGCAUAUACAGUCACGCAGUGGGAGGGGCGCCAGGUGGCGCUUCGGGAUCGGAGCAGUGGCUGCGGGGGUUGUAAGAGCAGGGCUGGGGCAGCAGCAGCCACAAUCUAUCGAUCAGCCGAGAGUGGGUUGGACGGCAGGCAAUCAGCCGAGAGUCUAUCAGACGGCAGGCAAUCAGCCAAGAGUGGAGCACGUUCCGCGGGGGCUGAGUGCGUUUGGCGACACGGAGAGUGUGCGGGACUUGGAGAGUGGGCGCGUGUCGGACGAUUCUCUCAAGGACGACCUCCUGAAACUGGCUGAAGCUGUUGCUACCGGUGAUCAGCCGCGGAUGGUUGCCCUCACCAGGCGCCUGCGCCCCUGUCAUCACCCUACGGCACGCCAAUGCAGCGCAUAGUGCACUACUUGCUCACUGCCCUAGCUAAGAGGGCCGCUGGGGCACUGGGCACAGACUACAUUGCCUACCUGAGCCGGGCACCUGAGGAGGAGGCACUGAUCCUGGCCUUCGCAGCCCACUGCCCCACUCUCCAGUUCUGCUACUCCGCCCUGGCCUGUGCCAUGCUGGAUGCAGCAGAGAACGAGCCCAACAUCCACAUUGUUGACUUUGCCAUGUGGGCGGGCCAGUGGCCAGUUGUCAUCCGCCAGCUGGCAGCAGCUGCCCGGAAAAGAAUGGCUGCGGCCGGCGUUACCAGCAACAUUGGUGCUACCACCACUGGUGGUAACCCUAGCAGUAACGUGAGGAGUAACACUAGUGGUGGUGCUGCUGCUGGCGGUAGCAACAGUCACCGAGCGGGGAGCAGCACCAGCAGCCAUGCCCGGCAAUCACCAUCCGCCUUCUCCUCUCCCUCCCAACCCGCCUCCUCCUCACCCUCCCCCACUCCCCUUCAAGGUUCCUCACCCUGCUCCUCCUCCUCUCCCAUCCCUCCCUCCUUCCUCCGAAUUCGUUUCACCGCUGUAGAUCCUCCCUAUGGUCACCCCUAUGGGACGGGUCCGAAGCUUCCUGCGGCUUUCCUGCAGGCUGAGCUGCUGCGGGUGGCGCAGGAGUGCGGUGUGAGCUUGUCCUUUUCCCGGGUCGAGGCGGCGCCGGAGACGCUGCGGGCGGCGGCAAUUGGAGUGGAGCGGGGGGAGUGUGUGCUGGUGAAUGUUGCUGGGCGGCUGGCGUGUGUGGCAGACUCUACAGUCCUGCGGCACAGCCCCAAGGAUUCUGCAGUGAUGAGAAUCCUGCAGCUGGAGCCCAAGGUUAUCACCCUGGUCGAGUGGGACUCCAACCAGCAGCAGCCCUUCUUCCUGCAACGUUUCCGUGACUCCCUCCACUUCUUCCUCAACGUAUUCGCCUCGCACGAGGCCCUCGCCUCGCGCUUCUCCUUCGGCCGCCGCGGCUUUGAGGAGUUUGUGCUCGCGCGGGAAAUGGUGAAUCUAGUAGCCUGUGAGGGAAUGCAGAGGCUGGUAAGGGCUGAGAGCCUCGACCAGAUGCAUGUGCGGAUGGGGAGGUUGGGGUGGCGGCGCGGCAUUACAGUAGGAGGAGCAUGUGGGGGUUGAGGGAACUGAUCGCGCCGUAUCCGAAAGGGUUUGCGGUGGAGCGGCACGAG
This is a messenger RNA of Closterium sp. NIES-67, 1630 nucleotides long. Lineage: Eukaryota; Viridiplantae; Streptophyta; Zygnematophyceae; Desmidiales; Closteriaceae. The record is from the annotation of a GenBank genome assembly.